AUGGAGUAUUUCCCAGGUAUUUCGAACAUUAAGUAUGAGGGCAGCGCUAGCAUGAAUGACCUUUCUUUUAAGUGGUACAAUGCUGAGCAAGUGGUUCUAGGAAAGAAAAUGAAGGACCACCUCCGUUUCGCUGUUUGCUACUGGCACACUUUCUGCUAUCAGGGCAAUGAUCAGUUCGGAGGACCGACCCUGAACAGACCUUGGUGUGGAGAUGCCGACCCCAUGGUGGAGGCCAAGAAGAAGUGCGAUGCUGCCUUCGAGUUCUUCACCAAGCUGGGCGUUGAGUACUACUGCUUCCACGACCGCGAUAUUGUGGCUGAGGGCGAGACUCUGGAGGAAACCAACCGCCGCCUGGACGAGAUUUCCGACUAUAUGCUGGAGAAGCAGAAGCAGACGGGAGUGAAGCUGCUGUGGGGAACGGCGAACAUGUUCGGAGAUCGUGUGUUCAUGAACGGUGCUUCCACCAACCCCGAUGCUCACGUCUUCGCCCUUGCCGCUGCUCAGGUGAAGAAGGCGAUGGACAUCACCAAGAAGCUGGGCGGUGAGAACUAUGUGUUCUGGGGUGGCCGUGAGGGUUACCAGAGCAUUCUGAACAGCCUUCCUGGAAAGGAGCUCGAUCACAUGGGCCAGUUCAUGCGUAUGGCCGUGGAGUACAAGAAGAAGAUUGGCGCUACCUUCCAGCUGCUCAUUGAGCCGAAGCCUCGCGAGCCCACGAAACACCAGUACGACUACGAUGCGCAGACCGUCAUUGGAUUCCUGCGCAAGUACGGACUGGAGAAGGACUUCAAGCUGAACAUUGAGCCGAACCACACCACGCUGGCCGGCCACGAUUACGAGCAUGACAUCGUGUUUGCCUGCAACGAGGGUAUGCUGGGUUCCGUCGAUGCGAACACUGGCGACACUCUGCUUGGCUGGGAUACGGAUCAGUUCCCGAUGGAUGUGAAGAAGGCUGUGAUUGUGAUGUACCACAUCAUUCGCGCUGGAGGUCUGCACAGCGGAGGCUUGAACUUCGAUGCGCACGUUCGCAGAGAGUCUACGGAUAUGGAGGAUCGCUUCAUUGCUCAUAUUGGAGCGAUGGAUACUUUUGCUCGUGCCCUUCUCAUUGUGGAGAAAAUCAUGAAUGACAAGAUUUACCAGGAGAUGGUUGACAAGCGCUAUGAGUCAUACACCACUGGAAUUGGUGCUAGAAUAGAAAACGGCGAAGCCACCUUCGAGGAGUGCGAGAAGUACAUCCUGGAGAAUGGCAAGCCGGAACCUCAGUCUGCCAAGCAGGAGAAGUUCGAGAUGCUUCUCAAUCACUAUGUUUAA
This is a messenger RNA of Blastocystis hominis, 1308 nucleotides long. RefSeq lists its product as hypothetical. The transcript is spliced from 2 exons. Gene Ontology annotation, biological process: carbohydrate metabolic process. Gene Ontology annotation, molecular function: xylose isomerase activity. The coding region runs from base 1 to 1308 and encodes 435 amino acids. NCBI's taxonomy places the organism in Eukaryota, Bigyra, Opalinata, Blastocystidae. The record is from RefSeq and is a predicted model, not a curated record.